UUAGCCCCAAGCUCCAUGCAAAAUGAAGGGGAAGCGCUGGAUAGUGGCUCACAGAGGAGUCAAGUAAAGUGCACUGAAGAGCAGCCAUGCUUGGACUUGAGACAUGUGCUGCAACUGGGAUCAUGCUUACAAAAAGGUGUGGAAAUCACUCAGUUGACAGAGAAAUUUACAUUUAAUCCGAAAGAGGGAAUAGACAACCCAGUGAUGGUCACCACAGAAGAUGCAGACUCUGUGUUGACGCCCAGCCCACAUCUGUGUGUUCUUAAACGAGACGAAGGGCAGUCCUACGGCUUUAAUCUGCGGGUGGAGAGGGGACGCCAGGGACACAUCAUCAGAAAUGUAGUGUCAGGAGGGGUGGCGGGGUGCAGUGGCCUUCAGGAGGGAGACAGGCUUCUGGAAGUCAACAACUGCUUUGUGGAAGAUGUCCCUCACCCUGAGGUGGCUGGGAAGAUAAGGCUCAGUGGAAAUCAGUUAUGUUUAUUAGUGUUGAAUGGGGAGGAGUACGAGCAGGCUGUGUCCCGAGGUGAAGACCUCCAAAGUCUAGUCAGAGCGCAUAAGGGCGAGGGUUUCAGACCACCCAGACUCUGCCACAUCACCAGGGAUCCAGCCUCAGGUCUGGGCAUCAACUUCACACCCGUGGAAGGAGAGAAAGGACGCUUCUCUGUAAGCUUAGCGGCAGGAGGUGCAGCGGAAAGGGCUGGGGUGUGUAAAGGGGAUCACCUGGUGUGGAUAAACGGAGCAACAGUGUCUGAUCUCACACACUCUGCACUCAGCAGGAUGAUGAAAAAAUGUGGCAAUCAAAUCACCAUCCUUGUGAUUGACGGUGAGAGUGAGAAGAACUGCCUGCGUCAGAGGAGGCCCAUUUUGCCUGCCAUGGCUGUUCCACAUAACCUGCCUCACAGAGCCAGAAGACUCCACCUGGUGUCAGAGGGCGAGGGCUACGGCUUCCUCCUUCGGCUGGAGAAGGCACCAUCAGGAUGCAAAUCUCAUGUUCUGCGUGCAAUGGAGAGUGGCAGUCCAGCAGAGAAGGCCGGUAUGAAGGAUGGAGAGCUGCUGCUGGAGGUCAACGGGGAGUCAGUAGAGUCAUUGAAGCAUGAAGAGAUAGUUGACAGAGUGAGACAGAGUGGAGAACAGAUAUCUCUCACCACCAUCACUCUCGUUGGGCUGGAGUUUAACACCCAGUUGGGUCUAUCCCCUCUUCUCUUCUGUGAGGAUGUUGCUGCCGAGAGAGCAAAGGAGAGCUGCAUAUCAGCCUCUAACGCAGAACAAGCUCCACAAAAGGACAUGGAUGACUCAAGCAAGCCCAGAAACUGCACUGUCCAAAAAGGCCCUUUGGGGUUUGGCUUUAACCUGGACAGUGUCCCACAGGGUCCUGGGAUCUUCAUCAGUCAGGUGGCUUUUGGGGGCUCUGGUCAGAGAGCAGGGCUGUGCGUGGGUGAUGCUGUGAUGGAAGUCGAUGGACAAAAUGUGGAAGAUAAGUAUCUGGAGGACGUGAUUAUGCUCGUGGAGGAAGGAGGACAUUUUAUUUCUUUAGUAGUCAUGCAUAAGAAUAGCUACAAAAUGAAGCGUGAGCAGACUGACACACCUACAAAAGAUAUCCCUGACAGUGAGGUAAACAAAUUUUGGGAGUUUAACUAUAGUAUAUAACCUUUUUACAUAAUUGUAAUGUCAUCAGUGGGCACAUUUUUUACCAUAUUUCCUUGUUUGCAUUUCACCAGGAGGAAGAAAAUAAUGAGAUAUCAUGUUUGUGAAGGUCAAAGAUACUCAUCCUGCAUUGUAAAGAUAUCCUGCAUCACAUACGUCUACUGAAGAGUCUUAAACUGAGAUGAACAAAAAGAAUGAUUGUAUAAAAUAGUUUGAUUAUAAUGAAUAUUAAUAUCAUUAUUAACACUCACCACCUUCUUCUACAAAUAUUUUACAUGUAUUAAUUGUAAUAUCAUUAUUACUGUACAUUGGUCAAAAAUGCUUUAAUCUAAUCCCGGGGUUUGACAAAGCAAAAGAAAAGAUGAAACAAGAUUUAAAAUAAGCUAAAUGAAACUGAAACAGUGGCAUUUGAAGAGAUGUUGCAAUGGCAAGUGGCUCAGUCAGUAGGGGCUUGGACUGGGAAUCGUAGGGUUGCCGGUUCAAGUCCCCGAACAGACUUGAAAUAUGGAAAGUGGACUGCUACUUGGAGAGGUCCCAGUUCACCUCCUAGGCCCUGCUGUGGUGCCCUUGAGCAAGGCACCGGACACCUCCAAUCCCCCCUCCCCAUUGCACCCCGGGCGCUGCACAAUAGCUGCCCACUGCUCCUAGUAAAGAGGACCAAUUUCACUGUGUGUGCUCUGCUGUGUUCAUGUAUGUAACUAAUAAAGAGGGUUUCAUCCUCCGAUUCUAUCUAUCUAUGUGCAAUUGUGUAUGAUAUAAAAAUAACAUUUAGAAAUGUACUGUAACUGAUGAUGCAGAAAACAUAUGUAACCAUUGUCACAUGUGAUCUCAAUUUGAAAUACUUAAUAAAUAAAAAGCUCCAUGUCUUGGUGUAAAGUAACCAAGUACAUUUACUCAUGCUUUACAUAAGCACCAUUUUGAGGUACUUUUACUUUACUUGAGUAUUUCCAACAUUGUUCUUCUACUGCACUACAAUUCAGAGGUCAAUAUUACUGAUUGAUGUUACUUUGCUGAUGUAGAUUAAUGAUAAACAAUAUGAUCAACACACUUAAAGGGAAAAUCCUUAAGGGAAAAUCCUUACAUGGGCCAAUCUUCAUAAUGAGUACUUUUACUUUUGGUACUUUAAGUAUAUUUUGAUGCCAAAACUUUUGUACUUUUACUUGGGUAACACUUUGAAUACAGGAUUUUUACUUGUAACAGAGCAUUCCUACACUCUGGUCCCCCCCCCCCCCUGCUUAAAGUACCGUAAACUGUAUAAACAAAAAAUGUAUACAAAAUUACACAUUAAAUGUCUGUUCUUGCAGA
Messenger RNA from Eleginops maclovinus (Patagonian blennie), 2949 nucleotides. It is a transcript of the gene nherf4b, whose product is annotated as NHERF family PDZ scaffold protein 4b. Gene Ontology annotation, molecular function: protein-membrane adaptor activity; signaling receptor binding. Bases 16 to 1647 code for a protein of 543 amino acids. The record is from RefSeq and is a predicted model, not a curated record. Gene Ontology annotation, biological process: protein localization to plasma membrane. Gene Ontology annotation, cellular component: apical plasma membrane. Lineage: Eukaryota; Metazoa; Chordata; Actinopteri; Perciformes; Eleginopidae. The transcript is spliced from 11 exons.